AAGAAGACGUGCUCAAUUACCGGCUCAGCUUUCCUACCAGACGACAAAUUAGUUGUCGCAGACGCCACAAACAAGAAAAUAAAAUUAUUCAGUGCGGACUUGAAAUCGAUCGCACACUUAGAGACGCAGACCGCUCCGCGUGACGUCACGACCAUGUCCAACACAGAGAUCGCUUGUACGUUGCCUAAUGACAGGACUGUUCAGGUGAUUCAUGUCGGCAAAACGAUGACAGUGAGCAAGUCAUUCAAGCUUGACGUCGAGUGCUACGGCAUAUGUUACCAUGACAACGCGUUUUACAUCACAAGCGGCUGGAGCACUGACAAGGAGGUCCAGAUCAUGGACACCGAGGGGGUAGUUCAACAAAAAUUGCGCCCGGAAAAGGGAAUCUUGCGAUGUCCCCUAUACGUGACGGUUGAUGGAAAACUGGAUCAUAUCUACGUCUCUGAUUACGAGACGGGGAUUGUAGGAAUGGAUAUGUUGGGCAAAGUUACCUUCAAGUUUAGCGACACGGAAACGAAAGGUUUCAUGGGAAUCUGCUCGUCCCCCCAAGGAGAAGUGUUCAUCUGUACGCUCCAGCCCAACGGAAUCUCCCGAGUGCAGACGGAGACAAACAGGGUCUACGGAUCCAUAACAACGCUCAACGAGCCGGAACUCGAACCCGUGAUCUCAUUGCCAACGUUCAACAAGGGCGGUCAGCGGCCAAGGUCGAUCGCGUUCAGCCGGAAAUCGCAGAAGAUCCUCGUGUCGUACGUGGGCCAAAGCGUUGAUAUGAUGAACAUCUAUCAUUUCUAAUGUCGUACGUAGGGCAAAGCGUUGAUAUGAUAAACAUCUAUC
Molecule: messenger RNA, 834 nt
Organism: Dreissena polymorpha
Lineage: Eukaryota; Metazoa; Mollusca; Bivalvia; Myida; Dreissenidae
Exons: 4
Coding region: 154-792 (212 amino acids)
Source: RefSeq, a predicted model, not a curated record